Molecule: messenger RNA, 1721 nt
Organism: Melanotaenia boesemani (Boeseman's rainbowfish)
Lineage: Eukaryota; Metazoa; Chordata; Actinopteri; Atheriniformes; Melanotaeniidae
Exons: 6
Coding region: 159-857 (232 amino acids)
Source: RefSeq, a predicted model, not a curated record
UUGUUAGGGUACAAGCUCCAUGGCAACCGGAUCACGAGGAGAGAAAGUUAAGAUUUGACGUUUUUAUCAUUAAAAACUGAGGACAGAUCAGCAGCAGAAGAUGACGCGUCUUUCCAGAAACUCAAGACCGGAAAGAGAAACUUUGCCCUGAAAUAAAAAUGCCUUCCACAAAGCUCAUUAAGCCCAAACCUGUGGAGUCCACCAAGACAAAUCUCGAAAAAAACAAAUCGGUAAGAUCAAAAGUACCCAACGGGACAGAAAGUGAACUCAAAGUGCCCGCUGUGCGUAAAAGCCGCGCGUCGAGCUGCCCGCGGUGCCCGCAGCAGCGGGGCCGGUGCGACAGGACCUCCACAGGUGUGCGGGACUCACCCGCCAAGCCGAGCGAGAGGAAAGCCAGGUCUACAUCCACUGCCCCCAAACAUACAGAGAAGAUCCCCAAAAACAACACGGACCACCGGAGGGCGACCAGCUCUGUGAGACAAGCCGAUGCCAACCAGAAAUGCCGGGACGCGACCGCGUGUGUGGGGCAGAGGGGCCCCAGAGCUGAGGCGAAGCAUGCCGAACAGAGUAACAAAGCUUUCACCGUCAUCCCCCCGAAUCCAAAGAAAAGAAGAGAGAUCCAGAGAAAGGCGGAGGCUGAACUCGUCGCUUUAGAGGAGCUUCGGCUGAGCAGAGCGAUGACCUACGUGUCCAUCAACCCCAGCAGUGUUGGUGGCUGCAUGAGUCUGGAGGAAGUGCGGCUGAAGCAGCAGCAGGAAAUGUUGCUGACAAAGAGGAAACAGAAACAGGACAUAACAACAACUUUUCUGCAUUUUAAGACAAUACCAGCAAAUAUAACCUCAUCAGAAGAGGAUUAAACUUUUUCAUCUCGGGUUUUCCUGAAUGUUUUAAAGGGUGAAAAAGCAGGUGAGGGAGGAAACUGCCGUCCUGACGAGCUGACUCGUCCCUCAUCUCGUCUCCGCUGGCAGCUCAACUGCUCACAGAGUUAAUGAACAAUGUAGAAAUAACUUUAUUUAUUGAUAAAAAUGUAAGAAUAUUAUUCACAACUCCCUUAAAAUAACAUACAUCAUCACUUUUGUAUUCAUGUAUAAAGUUAGUUAUCAGAAGAAGGAUCCAACGCAUUUCUGCCUCAUGAGAAAGUCCAGAAACAGGACGGUGCAAAAGCCUUGAUCAGCAAAUCUUCACAUUUUCCUUCAGACUCUCUUGUAAUCUUUUAAGUGAUCUUGAGCAAUAGUUUGCCAGGCUUUCUGAAAGUCUUUAUUUGGGCUGCUUUUUCACUCAUUUAAUUAUCAUUUGUAUCAAAUUCUGCUCUCAAAUCAAGCAAAAUCAAGUAAAAACACGGUUUUGGUGGACUACAGCUGUUCCUAAUAUUAUCAGUUGCUUUCUGACUUGCAGUUAAAGGCAGGUUACACCGUUAUGUCCUCUGACCUUUGGGACAUCACGUCGUCAGGAUUUCUGAAAGUCUUUUUACUGUUGCAGGAAUAAGAAAACAUCAAACACAUAGAUAUUCUUUUCUGUUUCUUCUGUUUUUCUUUUCUUAUGUAGAACACUGUGUAAGUGGUGGGUUUGGGCAGCUCAGAUAGGAUGAAAUCUGUCAGGGACACUGACAUGAAACACAAGAUUUAAAACAUCUAAAUAAAUAUUAUGAAGCAACAGUUUGGCCUCAAUGUGGUCCACUGGUUGGAUUUAAAGUGGUUUCGGACAAAAAUCCCUGUGACAUU